Messenger RNA from Pomacea canaliculata, 1313 nucleotides. RefSeq lists its product as uncharacterized. Bases 119 to 901 code for a protein of 260 amino acids. The record is from RefSeq and is a predicted model, not a curated record. NCBI's taxonomy places the organism in Eukaryota, Metazoa, Mollusca, Gastropoda, Architaenioglossa, Ampullariidae. The transcript has 6 exons.
AUGUUCAACUCAAGCUUCAGAGUGAUCUCCCCUUCAAACUGAAACGACCGGUUGCCAAAGACAACGCACGAGCACAAGUUACUGAAGCUGUAUUAAAUCAGCGAUAGAAAUAUCCAUCAUGAGGUUCCUGGACAUCAAUAACUACCGUCUUCCUGCUUUAAGGACCAAAACCGUUGCUGCCAAGGGUGUGCUGGGGAUGUCCAGGUCUAGUCAACGACAUGUGUUUGAAUCGGGACGAGUCUUGAUGUACAUUUCCUUCGUUCUGUUUGCUUCCAGCUUUGCGUCUUCUGUUUGGGUGAGACGAAAUCUCGUCGAUUCUUACGAACAAAUAAAUACAAACGUACGAGACAAUGAACUCAUCACUUACGGAGUAUGGCGCGUCUGUGACAAGAACGGGGAGUGUGACUUUGUGACAAAGAUCCACAAUGUCAAUAUAGCUUCGGCACUAACGGUGCAGUCGCUAGUGACGAUGGCGUUGCUAGGAUACGGAAUGUCCAUUAUUCUGGAGCUGAGUUCCCAUGCAAGUUUGUUCUCGGCUCUGGCUGAAAACAGGGCACCGGAGUUCGUCUUUGCACUCUCAGCUGUGAUUCACUUCAUGAGUCUCGUGGUGUUCACUGGAGAGAUUAAGAACCGAGCCGAGAGGACGCUGGGAUCCGUGGACGUUGCUGGCUGGGCUUUUGUGGCGUCAACCACUGGGGUCUUCUGUGCAGUCCUUGCUUCCUGCAUCAUGGCGCUGUUCCGCUGUCUCCCCAUCCGCCGCAAGCGCCGCCGCUUCUGGAAGCUUCCUCAAGAGCUGCGGACACGCCCAAUCCUCAAAGUCCUCAACAAGGCGGUGGCGGAAAAGGACAACGUGACCUCAACCUCGCCGAUACGGAUGAGUGAGCCGCCCCGGGCCAACUAGGUCUGUGCUUCAUGUUGAUGGAAUUCACUUUGUUUAUUGUUGUUGUGUACGCACUGAAGCGAACUCUGUGCACGUGGCUCAGUGGGCGUUGUCAGUGGCUGUGCGGGCGUCGCGGAAUUUAUUUAUCGUGUGUUGACAUCGCUGAUUGGCUGCUUCGCUGCAUGACGUAGGAGCGAUGACGUCAAUAUGAAGAGAAAGAAAUAAUGCACGCACGCAUAGCCUCCCUCUCUCUCCCCCACCCUCUGUCUCUCACAGACACACAUCGUCUCUCUCUCUCUCCUCUCACACAGACAUAGCAUCUCUGUCUCUCACUUACACUAUCUCACAUCUCUCUUUUUCACACACACACAUACAUAAACACAGUUUCUUUUCUUCUCUCUCUCCUCUUUCUCUUACCCUCACACUCAGUCUC